This is a messenger RNA of Ogataea angusta, 594 nucleotides long. RefSeq lists its product as uncharacterized. Lineage: Eukaryota; Fungi; Ascomycota; Pichiomycetes; Pichiales; Pichiaceae. The transcript has a single exon. Bases 1 to 594 code for a protein of 197 amino acids. Gene Ontology annotation, biological process: translation. Gene Ontology annotation, molecular function: RNA binding; structural constituent of ribosome. The record is from RefSeq and is a predicted model, not a curated record. Gene Ontology annotation, cellular component: cytosolic large ribosomal subunit; ribosome.
AUGGCUAUCGCAAAGAACCUCCCAAUCCUUAAGAACCACUUCAGAAAGCACUGGCAGGAAAGAGUCAGAGUCCACUUGGACCAGGCCGGCAAGAAGGUGUCAAGAAGACAAGCCAGAGCUGCCAAGGCUGCCAAAUUGGCCCCAAAGCCAAUCGACUCUCUUAGACCAACUGUGAGAUGCCCAACCAUCAGAUACAACAGAAAAGUCAGAGCCGGAAAGGGAUUCUCUCUUGCUGAGUUGAAGGCCGUUGGAUUGACUCCUAAAUACGCCAGAACCAUUGGAAUUUCCGUUGACCACAGAAGAGUGAACAGAUCCACCGAGAUUUUCGAGACUAACGUCGCUAGACUCCAGAAAUACAAGGACUCCUUGAUCAUCUUUGACAAGAACACCAAGCCUUCUGGUGAGCAAGUUUCUAUCGGUGCCACCUUCCCUGUUGAGCAACCAGCUGCUGAGACCGAGCCAAGAGCUGUUGUUGUGCCUGAGCAGACCGCAUUCAGAACUCUGAGACUGGCCAGAUCCGAGAAGAAAUACAAGGGUAUCAAAGAGAAGAGAGCCAAGGACAAGGCUGAGGCUGAGGCUGAGAAGAAGAAAUAG